Molecule: messenger RNA, 480 nt
Organism: Marmota monax (woodchuck)
Lineage: Eukaryota; Metazoa; Chordata; Mammalia; Rodentia; Sciuridae
Gene: Spint3
Product: serine peptidase inhibitor, Kunitz type 3
Exons: 2
Coding region: 111-359 (82 amino acids)
Molecular function (GO): serine-type endopeptidase inhibitor activity
Source: RefSeq, a predicted model, not a curated record
AGCAGGAAUUAGGAGGGAAUAAGCAAAAUAUGGGGUCAUCCCCAACCCCUUUUUGGUCCCCUUUCUCUCUAAAAAGGCAGUGCUAGGCUGGGCCACCGCUAGGCGAGAACAUGGGCUUCCAGGCUUCUCUCUUACUUCUCCUGGUUCUCACCUGCCAAGAGCUUCAGACUCAGUCAGAAAAAGAUCCGAGCAUAUGCAAUCUGCCUCUGGAGAAGGGCUCCUGUCGCGCUGGCUUGUACAGAUGGUAUUACAAAAUGGAGGAAAACCAGUGUGAGCCAUUUCUCUACGGGGGCUGCGAAGGAAAUGACAACAGGUUUAGGGAGAAAAUUCUGUGUGAGGAAGCCUGCAAAACCACGUGACUUCCUCAUGAGGACACAGCCCGCCACGGAGUCAGGAUUGCGCCAGGGCUGUUAGAGGCAUUUCAACCCCCCUUCAUAAUGAGAGAUCCGUUCUCCCACCCCCAAAUUCAUUGUCCCCACG